Molecule: messenger RNA, 704 nt
Organism: Trichechus manatus latirostris (Florida manatee)
Lineage: Eukaryota; Metazoa; Chordata; Mammalia; Sirenia; Trichechidae
Gene: HSPB8
Product: heat shock protein family B (small) member 8
Exons: 3
Coding region: 1-591 (196 amino acids)
Biological process (GO): cellular response to unfolded protein
Cellular component (GO): cytoplasm; nucleus; protein folding chaperone complex
Molecular function (GO): protein homodimerization activity
Source: RefSeq, a predicted model, not a curated record
AUGGCUGAUGGUCAGAUGCCCUUCUCCUGCCACUACCCAAGCCGUCUCCGCCGAGACCCCUUCCGGGACUCGCCCCUCUCCUCACGCCUGCUGGACGAUGGCUUUGGCAUGGACCCCUUCCCCGACGACUUGACCGCCUCCUGGCCUGACUGGGCCCUGCCCCGGCUCUCCUCGGCCUGGCCAGGGACCCUGAGGUCGGGCAUGGUGCCCCGGGCUCCCACCACCACGGCUAGGUUCGGGGUACCUGCAGAGGGCAGGAGCCCCCCACCCUUUCCUGGGGAGCCCUGGAAAGUGUGCGUCAACGUGCACAGCUUCAAGCCAGAGGAGCUGAUGGUGAAGACCAAGGACGGAUACGUGGAGGUGUCUGGCAAACACGAAGAGAAACAGCAAGAAGGUGGCAUCGUUUCCAAGAACUUCACAAAGAAAAUCCAGCUUCCUGCAGAGGUGGAUCCUGUGACAGUAUUUGCCUCACUUUCCCCAGAAGGCCUCCUGAUCAUCGAAGCUCCCCAGGUCCCCCCUUAUUCACCAUUUGGAGAGAGCAGUUUCAACAACGAGCUUCCCCAAGACAGCCAGGAAGUUACCUGUACCUGAGAUGCCAGCCUUGGCCCAUCCUUGUUCCCUCCCCAACCCCAGGGCUUCUCUGAUUCCGGAGUACAUCACUUUAGCUGAACUGAUAGAUUUAGUGUGAUUAAUAUGUUGGGGGG